AUGGACAAUGCUUACUAUCCAGACCAGCACCACCCAACCUUGUACUUCGACGAUGGCAAUGUGGUGCUCUCGGCGCGGACCCAGGACGGCAGCUUCCAGUACUUCCGGGUGCACCACUCCGUCCUGUGCAGGCAUUCGCCUGUCCUGGCGGAUAUGUUCGCACUACCCCCGUUGAGGGCAUCAGGCUCACGAGACAUGCUGGAGGAGACGUACGACGGCGUGCUGCAUGUGCAGAUGCCAGACACUGCGGAAGAUCUCGCGAGCUUCCUCGGGGUACUGUAUGAUCCACUUGGGACGGCCUACAAACGCUUCAACCCCAACACGCCCGUCCUUGUGGAGGGCACGCUGAAGCUCGCUACAAAGUACGAGUGUGACGCCAUCCGCACGCGCAUCGUCGAGAACCUCGAGGCAGACUGGCCGCAGACCCUCGCGCAGUGGGACGCCCGCCGCUCCGAGUGCAUCCUCCUCCGCUCCGAGCACGCGCAGCAGUUCACCGGCAAGAUUAACGGGCUCUACCUGGACGACCGCCUCCCCGAGCCCGCCUCCGCCAUCCGCGUCGCGACGGACUACAACCUCCCGAGCAUCCUCCCCGCGGCGUUCUACCAGCUCGCCCUCCUUUCGACCGACGCCGACUGGGACGAGUACCGCGCGAACCCCGGGAAGCACCUCCGCUUCGGCGCGCGCACCGCGCGAUGGCGGCUGCUCGACAAACGCGACCUCAUGCGCCUCGUGCACGGGCAGAAGGUGCUCGCGGGGCACACACGCGCCAUCGGCACAGACAUCUUUGGCAAACGCUGCCAACGCGGGAUCAAGGUGUGCGCGAAGGCACGGACGGAGUGCUGGAAGUACUUCCAGGAGAACGCACCCAUCUCCAUGGACGACCCGCUCGACAUCCUUUACGACUGCUCACGGCUUGAGACGCUCUUCACUGACUUGCCCUGCGGGGCAUGCGUGCAGGAUAUCGCGACUUCGGCGGAGAAAAAGCGCAGGGAGCUCUGGAGGAGUCUUCCUGCAAUCUUCAAUCUCCAGGCUUAG
This is a messenger RNA of Rhodofomes roseus, 1035 nucleotides long. RefSeq lists its product as uncharacterized. The coding region runs from base 1 to 1035 and encodes 344 amino acids. The record is from RefSeq and is a predicted model, not a curated record. Gene Ontology annotation, molecular function: protein binding. The transcript has 2 exons. NCBI's taxonomy places the organism in Eukaryota, Fungi, Basidiomycota, Agaricomycetes, Polyporales, Fomitopsidaceae.